AUAAUUAUUGAAUGUCAAAUAGAGUUUCAAUGGCCUCCACAAUUUCACUAUCAAAUCUGGUUACAAUGUCUUUAUUUGUCUCUAAUAAUAUACACUGCCGUUUCAAAAAGCCGUUAAUGUCCAUUUGUCAAUCUCCAGAUGAAUAAUGUCAAGUUAGAUAUAUUGCCGUUACCCAAGUACGUGCUUGUAGAAAGAUGCUGAGAUCAGCUUUAACUCCAAUUUUCCCAACAUUUCCCACCAAAACCCUGCCCGCCGCAAGGAGGAUAAGCUCUUCUGCAGUAGCAGCAACCAAACCCCCACAACCUGUUCGACGAAAUGCCCCACCCAACUACCUCACCCUCCCCCACCUCCCCCCAACCUCUGCAUACGUUCACCUCCCCUUCUGCCGGCGGCGCUGCCACUACUGCGACUUCCCCAUCCUGGCCCUCGGCACCACCUCCUCCUCCAUCUCCGAGGACCCGCGAAUCGCCAACUACGUCGACCUCAUCUGCCGAGAAAUCACGGCCACCGCUGCCCUGAACCCAAACGCCGACCAGCCGCCUCUGGAAACUGUCUUUUUCGGCGGCGGGACCCCUUCUCUCGUGCCUCCACGGCUGGUCAAGUCGGUCUUGGACGCGUUGACUGUGAGAUUCGGUCUGAGACCCGGCGCGGAGGUAUCAAUGGAGAUGGACCCGGGGACGUUCGGGGAGCGGGAGCUGAGGGAGGUGAUGGGUUUGGGGGUGAACAGGGUGUCGUUGGGAGUGCAGGCGUUUCAGGAGGAGAUGCUCAAGGGUUGUGGGAGAGCUCAUGGGCUGAAGGAGGUUGAUGAGGCCAUUGAGAUUAUUGUUAGGUCAUGUAAUGUUGAGAACUGGAGCAUUGAUCUCAUAGCUUCUCUCCCUGGCCAGACACCGGAGAUGUGGGAAGAGAGCUUGAGGCGCGCCAUUGAUGCCCGGCCUACGCACGUUUCCGUGUACGAUUUGCAGGUCGAAAAGGAGACCAAAUUUGCAAAAAUGUAUACUCCUGGAGAGCAUCCCUUGCCUUCUGAGAAGCAAUCUGCUGAGUUUUACAGAAUGGCUUCAAAAGCAUUAUCCGGCACCGGCUUUAACCAUUACGAGAUCAGCAGCUACUGCAAGACCGGUUACCAGUGCAGGCACAACUCCACCUAUUGGGACAACAAAUCUUUCUACGGUUUCGGGCUCGGGGCAACCAGUUUUCUCAACGGGCUAAGGUUUCCGAGGCCCAAGAAGUUGAAGGACUACGAAGGGUACGUCCAAAGUCUAGAGAGCGGAACAGUGACCUGUUUCGGGGAGAAGAACAGUGAUUUGAAUGCUGGGGACAUGGCCAUGGAUGUCGUUAUGCUCGCUCUAAGAACUGCCAAAGGGUUGGAUUUGAAGCCUUUUGGGGAAGCUUUUGGUAGCUCCUCUGUGAUGUCUCUUUUGGAUGUUUAUAAACCAUAUGUGGAAACUGGGCAUGUACUUUGGUUGGAUGAGCAGAGGAGAAAUGUUACAAUCGGAGACGCGGUUUCCUACAUUCGCCUCAGUGAUCCUGAUGGUUUCUUGUUAUCCAAUGAGUUGAUAUCUCUUGCGUUUUGUGCUCUCGGGUAAGUACGUGGGACCAUGCUACAAUGACACUAUAGAUGCCACCAAGCUUAACACUUUCAGUGUCUCAGGUAGUGUCAAUUUUGGUGUCAUCCCUGAAGUUAAAUUAGCUUUCUCUAUGAAGUAUGAAAGAAAGUUUGUUUAAUAAAUGUUUGUUUCUCAU
Messenger RNA from Cuscuta campestris, 1740 nucleotides. NCBI's taxonomy places the organism in Eukaryota, Viridiplantae, Streptophyta, Magnoliopsida, Solanales, Convolvulaceae. The record is from the annotation of a GenBank genome assembly.